ACAUCCGGUCCUUAUUCAAAUUCCAUACAGUAGCCAAUCAGAGUUCAGAGCGACGCCAUAUACUUCUGUACAACACCAACUCGCUCAAGCGGAGAAUCGGUGAACUACUUUUUCAUUUUGAAAUUUUUUCGCAAACGAGCCGGUUGGUUACCGUUGGAUUCCUUCCUCGUCGACCUAUGGUUGCAUAUUCACGUGUUGUUCGUAGGGCUGUUAACGCCAUAUCGCAGUCAGUGAAUUAGAGAAAUGAAGUGAUUUACUGCUGUUUGAAGUCUGAAGCGUGCAUUUUGGCUUCGAGAAGAUGAUGGGUGCGUAACAAAUAGUGGAAUUUUUUUAAUGUUAAAGGUUUAGUUGCAGAUCCCUUGUUUGGACCAAGCGAGGUGACACCCACUGCAACUAUGGGUGUAAUUGAUCCUUGUACACAGGCAACUUUUCAAACUGAAAAUGAUCCUCUUGUACUGCUGGGACAGGUGCAAGAAGCCAUUCUGGGAGAGAAUCUGCGCCUUCGGCAUGUGUGUAGUGCACGAUAUUCCUGUGCUUUC
Molecule: messenger RNA, 539 nt
Organism: Gryllus bimaculatus (two-spotted cricket)
Lineage: Eukaryota; Metazoa; Arthropoda; Insecta; Orthoptera; Gryllidae
Source: the annotation of a GenBank genome assembly